CGCAACCGUCGCGUCCUGCACAGAGCACCAAGCCAAAGACACGCACACACACACACACACACGAGAUUGAAAAAUGAAUUCCAUGGCGAGGAUCAUCGUACUUUGCGCCUUCGUCGCGCUGGCCGCAGCCCAGCCGGCCAAGAACGAGUUCUGGAAGGGCACUAGCAUGGACGCGAUGGUCGAGCAGACCAAGCUCGAGUGCUCCCAGAAGAACGACGAGAUCUCCUGCAUGAAGUUCAAGAUUCUCAACCUCCUCGACCAGCUCUUCCGCAAGGACAACUUCAAGGUAUCGGAGACCGUAGAGGUCACCCGCAACUCGUACCCCGUUGACGAGCUGUCCGGUCGCAGCCUAGGCGAGGGCUCCUUCCUCGAGACCGUCCGCAGCUACCUGGCCUCCCACGACGUGACCUUCAAGCUGCCCUUCGACUCCGCCGUCAAGGUGUCCUCCCGCAACAUCGACGACGACGAGCUGAGCUUCGACCUCAAGUUCGGUGAGGGCCGCGCCGCCGAGGCUCGCAAGUCCAAGCUUAAGAAGGUCAUCAUCCCCAUCCUGGUCUUCGUCCUGCUGAAGGCCAUGACCCUCAUCCCCCUGGCCAUCGGUGUCCUUGGACUCAAGGCCUGGAACGCCCUUCAACUGUCCUUCUUCUCCUUCGUCGUCUCCGUCGGUCUGGCCAUCUUCCAGCUGUGCAAGAAGAUCGCCGCUGACAGCCACGCUGCUCCGAUCGCCGCUCACGGACCCUGGGAAUACCAGGCUGCCCAGUACAGGUCCUUCCAGGAGGCACCAGAGGCCGCCGCUCAGGAUCUCGCCUACUCUGCCUACGCUCAGGCUUAAGCGCGACGAGACGAUGAUCUAGUUUCGAGGGAGCUGCGUUGAUUCUUUGACGCGGCAGCCCGACUUUUGUAAAAUACUCUUCUCUUCCUUCCUACUCUUCGUGUGUGUCCCCUGCUAUUUUUUAUAAAUUAUUUAAUAAAUUAUUUGCAACUAUAUAUGUCUGUCA
Molecule: messenger RNA, 998 nt
Organism: Nasonia vitripennis (jewel wasp)
Lineage: Eukaryota; Metazoa; Arthropoda; Insecta; Hymenoptera; Pteromalidae
Gene: Osi19
Product: osiris 19
Exons: 2
Coding region: 74-832 (252 amino acids)
Source: RefSeq, marked validated